Molecule: messenger RNA, 2997 nt
Organism: Haliotis rufescens (red abalone)
Lineage: Eukaryota; Metazoa; Mollusca; Gastropoda; Lepetellida; Haliotidae
Product: cholinesterase 2-like
Exons: 2
Coding region: 399-1826 (475 amino acids)
Source: RefSeq, a predicted model, not a curated record
UUACACAUAUAUAACGCCCUAAACGGCGAACAAAAAUAUCAAUAAAUCGAAAUGAAAGGAUCGGCAUUUCGCUGGCUUCUUCUUCUUGCACUUCAACAUGUAUGGGGGGACCCUACCCCAGUCGUACACUGUCCCUGGGGGUCGGUUCAAGGCGUGUACCAGACGUCACCCACGGGAAAGAGCUACAUCACCUACCUUGGAAUCCCAUAUGCUCAACCACCGCUAGGAAGUCUCAGGUUUGAGAACCCUGUCCCACAUCCUGGACCACAAGGGAUAUUUAAGACGACAGCUACAUUUAAUUUGGAGCCGUGUGUCCUCAACCACCCGUCCCUCAUCACCCCUUGGCUCCAUCUUCUCAGGAUGAAGACUGCUUGACCCUGAAUGUGUUCACCCCUGAGAUGUCCUCCCCGACCCCCCGGGCAGUGAUGGUCUGGGUACACGGGGGAGGCUGGUACAGAGGUGGUGCUGUGAAAUUCAACAUGUGGAAAAUAACCACAGAGGCUCAGAUAAUUGGAGUCUCCAUUCAGUAUCGUCUUGGAGCUUUGGGAUUUCUAAGUACCGGAAGUACCGUCAUUCCUGGCAACUACGCUAUGUUGGAUCAGGUUCUUGCUUUGGAAUGGGUCAAAGACAAUAUUGCCUCCUUUGGUGGUGACAUCAAUAACAUUACCAUAUAUGGACAGUCUGCAGGAGGGGCAAGCGUAUCAUGUCAUACCCUCUCCCCCUUGUCCAAAGGAUUGUUUAAGAGAGUCAUCAUGCAAAGUGGAUCAGCACUUGGAUUCUGGACAACUCGGACGGACGAAAGUAAAUAUGCCUAUCAACUAGCCAAGAAUGUAAACUGCCUGGUUUCGCAAAAUCAAAGCCAUAAUGCCCAGAGCGACAUGCGCAUGAUCGAGUGCCUUCGAAAGAUACCUUACAGAAGCAUCGUUGAUGGUUCGGAUUUUAACCUGUCAUUGACAUCAUAUUCUGAUGAUGCUGUUUGGAGCCCGGUAGUAGACAACCAUUUCUUGGUGGGAGAACCAAGUAGGCUGACUGACGAUGCCAGAUUUCUCCAGUCAGUUGGAUUCAACGAAUAUGACAUUAUGUUUGGCGUCAACAAUGCUGAAGGAGGGAUCAUGGUGCAUUUAGCAAUGCAAUAUGGCGACCUACAUAACAUAUCGGGGCUCGACAUGAUUUCAAAGCCUGGCUACUUCCAGGGCGAAUACUUGCGCACGGUACUGAAACGAUUCUAUGGAGAAUUUUUGAACGUGGACAUAGAUGUUGUGGAGUUUGAGUCUCGGAUCUACACAGCUGUCCAGCAACCAUAUCCGCUGUUCAACCAAACAGCCGUCCAAGUGUUGGAGCAGUUGUUGAAUACUGCUACCUUGAUGUCUGCCUACAGGAUUGCGCGUGCACGUGAUCUCAACAACUCGUCGGGGAAAACCUUCCUGUACUUCUUUGAUCACUACCCGGCAUACGCUAAAAGAUUCUACAUUACAGGAAUCUCUCAUGGUGACAUCAACUACUCCUUCGGGAUUAACGACACCCUCAUCCGUCUGAAGUACAACAUCACUGGAAACAUCAGCCAAGAGGAGUAUCUUCUGUCAGACAAAUUCGUUCAAAUCCUGGCACAAUUUGGAAAAACUGGUGAUCCCAACUCCGCUGUCAAGGAAAACCUGUCGACUGUAUGGCGAGAGUUUUCUGGUCCCGACUGGAGUUAUCUUUCCUUUACAACCAACAUGGAGGUCAAGACUCAUCUUCGACAGAGGGAGGCUGAACUAUGGCUGGAUCUCAUCCCUAAACUGCACAUGGAUGGUAAUAAGAAUUGUGAUGAGAAACAAAAGACUUAACCUGCCGUAAAGACAUAAUUAUCGGCACUCGGAUGAUGGCUGAAUAUUGAUUUAGCCUUCUUCGGAGUUUUAUAGUCGGAAACCAAGACAUUGAUUCCUUCAGACAUUGAACUAUAAAUGAUCUUUCAUUUAGGCACCUUUGCUCAUAUAAGCUCUCGUUUCUUUGGAAUAGUCCUAAAACCACAAUAAAUGUGGAUUAAUUAUAGUUAUGUUAGGACUAUAAACUAUUGAUUAAUCCUUAUUAUAAUGUGCUAUAACCCAUGUAGUGGCGUGUGUUUGUGACGGGUUCCAGCGGUGGAGCAGGGUACGCUCAUCUUCUGGCGACCAACUGGUAUCAUUACUAUUUCAUAGGAGAGAUAAGGUGAAAUGGGGUUUAACGUGUCCAAGAUUAUUGCACUUAUAUAAUCUCCACCCGGAUGAUGGUUGAAUAUUUGAUUUAGCCUUCUUCGGAGUUUUAUAGUCGGAAACCAUAUUAUGUUUAAUAUAAGCUGGUUUAUUCUAUUACUGGCUGCGGUAUAAUCGAGUUAAACAUAGUUGCUUCUACUAGUGAUCUUCCAAAUACAUAUAACACGGUUACUGCACUGUGACGUCACCAUUACCUCAGGGGAUGAUAGCAUGAACAGACUGGUGACGUUGUCAAGGUAACGUCGGGUUGGGGGUUUCUGAAGGAGACCGGAGACUAUAUAUAAUUUUAUCAUUUAACUAAAGCAUUUAUCCAUGACAUAAGCUUAUGACAUAAAAACAUGUAUGUCAUACCCCAAUGACAUAAGUAUGCAAAUUAGAUAUGCAAAUUAGAUAACCGGAAAUGGGACUUUUUUCGCCGGUGCAGUGAGUAGGUGUUUACAAACAACAUGGAUACCUUUGAUGUUGGAGACAAUGUUUUAAUAGAUGAAAGGGGAAGUGCUACAGUGAUAUCCGUGUUGAAAAAUGGAUAUUACAGGUUACAGGUUGAUGGUACUCUUUUUCUCAGCGAAGGAAUAUGCCAUAAAGGAGUUAAGAGGUUGUUUAUUUUGGUUUACACGGCUAUGGAAACCUUGUAUCACUACGCAAGAUCUAUUAGUAAGAUUUCGACAAGUUGCUGAUGUUAUUGUUAAUGCAAUUAUUCCUUAAUAGGGAAGCAAAAAUGAUAAAUAGAAUUCAUCACUCGUGUUUUUUAAUAUGGGAAAUAUCA